This is a messenger RNA of Hyposmocoma kahamanoa, 533 nucleotides long. Its product is annotated as chorion class B protein M2410-like. The annotation marks the transcript as partial. Gene Ontology annotation, cellular component: egg chorion. The record is from RefSeq and is a predicted model, not a curated record. Lineage: Eukaryota; Metazoa; Arthropoda; Insecta; Lepidoptera; Cosmopterigidae. Gene Ontology annotation, molecular function: structural constituent of egg chorion. Gene Ontology annotation, biological process: chorion-containing eggshell formation; multicellular organism development. The transcript has 2 exons.
CAUCCAGAAAUCAUUCUCGAGUUGUAACUUGAAGAACUUCAACAAUGGCAGCUAAAGCUUUCCUCGUUGUGUGCGCUUCUGCGCUUUUCGUUCAGGCCACCUCUGCCAAGUGUCUACGUGAGCGUGCUCACAUUAUCCCAGCUCCCAUCUGCGACGUGGCCUACUACGACCAAAUUAUCGCAUCUAACAUGGCAUCUGCUAGCGGCGGCGGCCUCGGUGUGGCUACCUCCUCCCUCUACGCACCUAACGGUCUUUCCGUGUUGUCCGAAAACGACAUUUCAGGCAUGCUUGAUGCAUCCGGCCACCUCCCCGUGUUAGCCGCCGUCGCUCUGGAGGGUACUUUGCCAACCAGCGGUUUAGCUGGAACCACCUACAGCUGUGGAAGUGAUCUGGUGGGUAUCGAUAGCGUAAGCCUUGCUGCUGCUGGCAUUGACGCUGUGGACUACCGCGGCGGCUAUAACUCCGCUUUCGCCGCCAAUGCUGCUGCCGCUGCCAAUGCCGUUGCCGCCGCCGCUGCAGCCGACGCUGCAGCC